Messenger RNA from Colletotrichum spaethianum, 831 nucleotides. RefSeq lists its product as uncharacterized. Lineage: Eukaryota; Fungi; Ascomycota; Sordariomycetes; Glomerellales; Glomerellaceae. The transcript has 3 exons. The record is from RefSeq and is a predicted model, not a curated record. The coding region runs from base 1 to 831 and encodes 276 amino acids.
AUGACGUUGACCACGGUGUAUUCGACUGGUUCAGCCAAGGCCUUGAUGAGGCUAAACUUCUUUGUCAUGUCAUCAAAAAACUCCAUCUUUAUCUUACGCGUAUUGACGGAGCUUUGUGCCAUUACCUUGGCGGCUCUAGUUGUGGUUGUAGUAGAAGACUUGCAAUGGGCACUGGCAUCUCGUCCUGGCGGUGUCAGUCUCUUGCACUUUGUCGGGCUGGACUCUGGAACAGGCGUAUGGGGACUUUUGCGCCUCUUGGCGACGGCUGAGUGGAAGUAUAAGUACUCAAGUUUAUUCCGUCUUCUGGUCAUCUGCUCAAUUCCUCUGCCUGGCGUUAUACUUAUGGGCGCCAUCUCUAUCGACAUGGUCACUUUCCCCGAAAAGACAUAUAACGUAUCUGCGGGGAUUGCCCCCUUCAACGCUUCAUAUGUCUACGAAAUCCAGCAGUCAACGGCAACAGCCCUGCUGGUACAGAUGGGGAGCCCUGCCUGGUCGGAUAGAGACUCCUUCUCUUUGGAUCCUUUGGAUGAUGCUGCAGGAAAAUGUGUCGACGUAAGCGGCAAAUGGGCCGCUUGUGAUGAGUCGCAUCUACUCACUGGCGGUAUUGUCUCCAUCGCUCCACAGAUAGACGAUUUGAAACAAUACCCGGACUCUACCACAUACGUCGUUCCCAUGACGCGGGUAGUUCAGCUCGAGUACGGCAAAGUGCGUGACCUCAAUGGCCUUCGUGCGACGGGCAACUGCUUCCUCCUCGGCGCUGCCAAUGCUGCCUCUUACUGGUGUACUGCUGUUGGUGACGGAAAUGGGUUUUUUUUCGGUAAGGACAUAUAA